Aspergillus heteromorphus CBS 117.55 is the source of this 1089-nucleotide messenger RNA. RefSeq lists its product as uncharacterized. The transcript has a single exon. The record is from RefSeq and is a predicted model, not a curated record. NCBI's taxonomy places the organism in Eukaryota, Fungi, Ascomycota, Eurotiomycetes, Eurotiales, Aspergillaceae. The coding region runs from base 289 to 957 and encodes 222 amino acids.
UAGUGGCGUACCUUCACGUCCGCCGUUGAACUUGACGCGCACCUCCUUGUCCAUAUACUUGGUCAGGUCGAGGAUGUUCUCCUUCUUGGGCUUCUCCUGCUGCUGUUGCGCACCGCCACCGGCACCGCCACCCUUGUGGCCGCCACGGCCGCCAGCCCGGUCGUAACCUCCGCCGCGGCCGCGGGCACCACCACGGAACGAGCCUCUUUCGGACAUGCUUGGCUGGGAAUCUGAGUCAAAGGAUUGGAGUGGUCGGGGUGGUCCAAUGACAGUGGCGUGGAUUAGAUAAUGCGGUAUCGGGUACAAAGGAGGGGAAAGAGGGGAAGCAGAGGGGGUGGAUGGUGGUGGAAGGGAGGGAGGGACCAGAAGACAGGCAGGCAGGCAGGCAGGCAGGCAGGCAGGCUUGCUCUGAGACGGGCUGGCCGCUUAGUGCGUGGAAUGGACCGGUGUGGGAGAAAACCAGGAUGGACCAGAUGGGGGGCCGGAGCUGAAGGGAAGGGGGGGGGCGGAGAGGCGAUGGCUGAUGGGGUGAUGUAUGAGGGAUUUUCAGGAGGGGUCAAGCAGCAGGGCAGCACUCAAGAGGUAAGAAAGCUCCAGCAACAGCAACAGCAGCAGCAGCAGCAGCAGCAAACAGCAUCAAAGCACAAAGCAGCACAAUCGCAAUCCCAGCCAGCCAGUCCGCAAGCCAGUCACGCCCACCGCCCUCGCAACGAGCGGCAGGUCACGGGGCCAGAGGAAAACUCUUUCCGUCACUGUCACCGCGCGGACAUGAUACUUACAGUACCAUACGUGACCGCCCGACCACCGGGCCGGGCUAGCGCGCGUUGGAACCCGGCCAGUGUCGGACACGCACACGCGCCCUCUUCGCCUGGAGGACUGUCGACUUUCUAUGAGGGCUUUAGGCAACCAUCUUCAGCUCCUUCUACUUCUAGUCUUCUACGGGUAGUCGGUAGUUAAGCAUUGCCUUACCUGACACAGACGGGCAGAACCAGGGGUCACUCUUCCGUCUCCUCCGUAGCCACUACGUAGUGUCCGGUCCAGACACAGGCACCGUGGAGCGAUCGCCUUCCUUCGGCUGAUGACGGGCGG